This is a messenger RNA of Ostreobium quekettii, 1023 nucleotides long. The record is from the annotation of a GenBank genome assembly. NCBI's taxonomy places the organism in Eukaryota, Viridiplantae, Chlorophyta, Ulvophyceae, Bryopsidales, Ostreobiaceae.
AUGUCGGCGAGACUCCCGCAGGUCCCUUUGGGGCAGCAGGGCAUGAUGGUGUCGGCGCAGGGUUUGGGCUGCAUGGGCAUGAGCUUCUUGUACAAGGGCUACGAGGGCAAGGAAGCGCAGUCGGAGGCGCUGGAUGUCAUUGACAAGGCGCUGGAGCUCGGGUGCACGUGCCUGGACACCGCGGAAGUUUACGGCCCUUACACGAACGAGGAGCUUGUGGGGCGUGCAAUCAAAGGAAGGGCCGAUCAGUUUCAAGUCUGCACGAAAUUCGGCUUCAUCUUCAAGGAUGGCGACUUUGCCGGUUUCGACUCGACUCCAGCCAAUGUGCGGAAGGUCUGUGAGGAGAGCAUGAAGCGACUUGGAGUCGAUUGCAUCGAUCUCUUCUAUCAGCACCGUGUGGAUCCUAAUACGCCCAUUGAAGACACCAUCCGUGAAUUGAAGGCUCUCGUGGAAGAGGGGAAGGUGAAGUACAUAGGUCUUUCGGAGGCAAGUGCUGCAGACAUUCGAAAAGCGCAUGCCAUUCACCCAAUCACCGCCUACCAGCUGGAGUGGUCUCUGUGGACAAGAGAUGCAGAGAAGGAGAUCAUACCCACCUGCAGGCAACUGGGCAUUGGCCUCGUUGCUUACAGCCCCCUUGGGAGAGGUUUCUUGACUGGGGCAAUAGCAAAGCCGGACGACCUAAGCGAGGAUGACUGGAGACGGUCAAACCCACGGUUCAGUGCUGAAGCGAUGGAAAAGAACAAGGCGUUGGUCGACAAAGUGAAGGCGGUUGCUGAGAAGAAGGCUUGCACGCCCGCCCAGGUGGCACUUGCAUGGGUGCACCACCAAGGGAGUGAUGUUGUGCCGAUCCCUGGGACAAAGAGGGUCAAGUACCUACUUGACAAUGUUGGUGCAUAUUGGGUGAAGCUUUCGCCAGAAGACAUGGAGGAGCUGGAUUUUGCAGUGGAAGGCGUUGCUGGUGAUCGUUACAAUACUGAGAACAUGAAGGACUAUACGUUCCACUACGAUGCAACCUCCGUUUGA